Molecule: messenger RNA, 569 nt
Organism: Acanthochromis polyacanthus (spiny chromis)
Lineage: Eukaryota; Metazoa; Chordata; Actinopteri; Pomacentridae
Gene: insb
Product: preproinsulin b
Exons: 2
Coding region: 94-429 (111 amino acids)
Cellular component (GO): extracellular region
Molecular function (GO): hormone activity
Source: RefSeq, a predicted model, not a curated record
CUUCACGUUCAAAUUAUAGUUACUAUUUGAUCAGCUAUUUAUUAUUUUGUGUGAAACUUUCUUUUUGUGCUCUUUCCAAGUGGUCUCCCUCCUAUGGCCAGGGUACAAUGGACGGCGUCCAUGCUGUUACUGCUGAUGCUCUACUCUCCAGGGGUGCCCUCGGACCCCGUCCAGCACCUGUGUGGCUCCCACCUGGUGGAUGCCCUCUACUUUGUGUGUGGAGAACGGGGAUUUUAUUACAGUUCCAACCGAAACCAGAAGCGGGAUCUGGAACAUCUGCUCGGGUUCCUGUCUAAAAGGGCCAGACAGGAGCAGCGGCUGUGGAGGGCUUUGUCUGGCCGGGAUGAGCCCAAGGUGAAGAGAGGCAUCGUGGAGCAGUGCUGCCAUAAGCCAUGCAGCAUUUACCACCUGGAGGGCUACUGCGAGUGACUCGCCACUCCACAACUAGCACCACUCAUAGCUUGUAAAAAGGUCCCGAAGUCAAUUUCUGGCCUGAUACUUGCUGGCUAUGUCUUAUCAACUGAAGGAAAUAAAGCUUCAUGACCCAUAACCUAAGGCUCCUCUGCAAA